Manduca sexta (tobacco hornworm) is the source of this 5068-nucleotide messenger RNA. RefSeq names its product steroidogenic acute regulatory protein-like (gene Start1). NCBI's taxonomy places the organism in Eukaryota, Metazoa, Arthropoda, Insecta, Lepidoptera, Sphingidae. The coding region runs from base 251 to 1666 and encodes 471 amino acids. Gene Ontology annotation, molecular function: lipid binding. The transcript is spliced from 12 exons. The record is from RefSeq and is a predicted model, not a curated record.
CGUCAUGUUAGUUUGUCGUAUUAAUAGUCUAAAAGUUAUCGGAACAAAACUCGGACCCUAGUCAAUUGAGAUUUGUAUGCAUCUAUUGUGCUAAUUUGAUAACAGUUUGAUAACAUAAUUUCUAAUUUAAUAUAAUCACAGAUGCAAUAUGCAAUCGAUAAUAUUGUGCUAAUGUUUAUAUGAAGUGAACGCCCAUCGAAUAAUGUAAUAAAUUGUUUACAAUUUGUGUUAAAAACAAGUAGAGGUCACAAUGUCAGACCCGUACAUCAGGGUGGCGGCGGAGUCCCUCCUGAGCCACAACAGCCCCUAUAGGACACUGAGUAACUCUCAGUCGGUGAACCUGACGGCGGAGGACCUCGUUGCGCGGUACCGGCCGGGCGGCAAGAUGUCCUCCGUGCGACGGUUCUUCUGUCUCUUCGUCACAUUCGAUCUGCUGUUCACGAGUCUCAUGUGGCUGAUAUGUGUUAUGAUGCGUGGCGAAACUCUCGAACAAAUAUUCGACAAAGAGAUAAUAAAGUAUAACAUAAAGAGCUCCCUGUUCGACAUAGUGGUGGUGGCGGUUAUUCGAUUCGGGUUCUUGCUUCUGUUCUACGGCGUGCUAGCUAUAAACAACUGGAGCGUUAUUGCUCUGUCAACUAGUUGUACGUGUGCCUUCCUAAUAGCCAAAGUGUUUGUUUACGACUGGCUAAACGCCUCGCAGCCAGUGUACCAAGUGUUCCUAAUACUAACGUCGUUCACGCUCUCCUGGGGGGAGGCGUGGUUCCUGGACUUCCGGGUACUGCCGCAGGAACAAGUGCUCGACUCUAUAUUACAGCACGGUGUCUCGGAGCGGAGUCCAUUACUGGCGCCUCAGGCGGCCGGGCCCCAGUCCGCGUACGCGGAGUCCACGGUCAAGUGGUUCUCGCCGGUUGAGACUCCGGAGUCGAGUCCCAGACCUAGGAGGCCCGGCGAGCAGAUCAUCCUUACUCAAGAACAGAUAGAUGAGUACAAGGCGCAAGCAGACGAGAGCAUGGUGAACGCGUGGCGCAUCGUGAACCUGCCCAAUUGGCACGUGGAGAAGCGCGGCGUGCAGAAGGGCGACGUGGUCGAGUCGCGCCGGACCGAGCUGUUCGGGAAGGUUUAUAGGUUUACGGGUGUAGUGGAAUGCCCACCGAAGUUCUUGUACGAAGAGUUCAAGAACAACAUAACCAAACUGCCAGAAUGGAACCCCACCAUAUUGAAGAGUGAAUUAAUAAAGGAAAUAAGCGACGGCAUAGACCUGACGUACCAAGUGACGGCGGGCGGCGGGCGCGGCAUCAUCGCGCCGCGGGACUUCGUGAACCUGCGCCGCUCCGCGCAGCUCGCCAGCGACGGCCGCUUGGUGGAGCGCGACCCCGACGCGUACAUCAGCAGCGGCGUCAGCGUGCAGGUGCCCGGCUACCCGCCGCACCGCGACAUGGUCAGAGGUCACAACAAGGUGGGCUGUUGGUACCUGCAGCCGCGUAACGUGCAGACCGCGGGCGGCAAGAUCGAGACACACACCACCUUCCAGUGGCUCAUGUGCUGCGACCUCAAAGGCAAGAUACCUCAGUUCGUCCUGGACGCAGCAUUCUCCACUGUGAUGUUGGACUACAUAGUACACGUGAGGAAGUUUGUAGCAGAAGCGAAGGAGCAAGGCAGGUUCUAAAGUGCCAAACAUUGGCGGGCUCAAAAUUUUUUAUAAAACACGGGUAGUUAGGAUUCGAUUGUGAAGAUAUAUUUCUGUAGCGAUGACAGAUUUUUAUUUUAAAAUUAUUACAGGGCCGUAACCAGUAGGAAGGUUGGGGGGCAGUGCUCUGAUAAACACGUAGUGCCUUAGAUUUGAAUACCUAUUCAUAUUGUAUUAGUUUAUCGUAGUAUAUUUUAUCUUGUAUAACAAUUUAACCCUAGAUAAUCGUAACGUAUGUUUUAGAAAAAAAUAAUUAAAAGGGUUUUAUUUCACCUAAAACAACCAAUUUUGGAACUUAGAUGAGUAUAUACCUCCCUUAAGUAUUUAAUAAAUGCAGUAGCGUACGGCGAGUUUAUCACAAUUUUGAUAACGUAUUUCUUGCAAAUUUACUACAUAGAACUUAUCAGGCAUAUUUUUUCUUUUUUAAUAAUUAUGCUAUCAUUAAUAGUUAUCUAGAUAAUGUAACCAAAAUAUUUCUUAUCUGCUAUCUGAAUUGUUCCGUAAUUAAUUGAUUUAUAAGUCUAACAAAUCGUCUUUAUGUAUGAAAUGUAAUUGAAAGAACAAAGUGUAAUAAAAUUAAAAUUAUUUCCAUUUUUCUUCAUCCUCAUUUUGAUUACUCACAUCUGUCAUAGCUGCAGAAAAAUAAUUAGAAAGAAAGCAAUAUUUUGGCGUAUGAGUACAAUAAUGUAUUUGGCGUACUUUAUAUUGUAAAAUGGCAAAGGCUUGUACCAAUAUUGGGUGUAGUUAUAAAAUUCCCAUUACGGUUGCAAGCCUCCCGAAAAAAUAUGCUUUAAAAGAUAUUUUUUUAUAAAACGUUAAUUGGUAUUUAUUGUGCCCGUGGGUGGAUUUAGGAGGGAAUGUGAGAGGUUAUUUUUAGUUGCAACCUCCCUUCGUUUUGUAAGCUUUAAUCUGCUAACACACCAAUAUAAAUAUAAAUAAAUUUAUAAUAGCAUUGUGGCUGUGUUACUAAACAGUAAAUGUCAAGAAACUUAAUAACACCCCAAAAUUAACUCCUAAAUCCGGCCUUGUGAAGCUAACUUUGUAUAUAAAUGUAUCUGAAAUGUGUAAUUAGCUGUUCAUGCCGGCAUAAAAAUGGCAACUGAUAAUCUAAUCAUGCUGUCGAGAGAAUACGUUUUAAAUGUAAGUUUAAACGAAUUACGGUCGCGAUAUGAAUGUAGCGAACUAUUCAGUAAAUCAGUUAUUUCUUAAAACGUCUAGUGCGAAACAAAAAAUACGAAAAAAAAAAUACAAAACACCUGACUUGGUUUUAAGAUGUAACUUUUUUAUAAACUUGUGUAUAGCAUUUGUAUAUAAAAUAUACAUCGACAUAAUCAUAAGCAAUGUAAUGCGUACAUAUAGAUAUUUUUACUAUUGAAUGAAUUGUACUAAUAUUUAUCCCAACACAGUAGAGUAAAAAUCAUGACAGAACAUAGUGUUACUGCAAAGAAAACUGAUGAAUUAAUAAAUGAAGCCACUAGUAACUUGAAAGUAUCAAAUUUAAUGCAUUUUACUAACUUAAGUAUGUUUUAAACUAACUUUUAAAGUACUGAUACUAAAUCAAAUAAUUCUGUCUUUUUUUUUAUAAAAUGACUCACAGCUUGAGAUAGAAAAUGACCAGUGGCUCUGUUUAUUACUUUUAAAGUAUAAGUAGUUUCGUUUAAGACCUCAAAACCUUGAAAAUAAUAAGCAAUUUUAUUUAUUUUUUGAGCCUGUUUUUUGUUUUAGAUAUGAUUCCCCAGAGUGGUUAUUUUAUAAGUUGAUCGAGGAUAAUGUAUGGGUUAAUUGUAAUAGUAUUAAAACAUUUUUUCCUACAGUUAUUUUUCUUUAAGACGUAAUAUAUCCGAAACAAUAGAUUUUACAAGCGAAUGAAUGCUGUAAUUAAAUUUUAAACCAUAUCAAUACAAUUCGACGUCUUAUUGCGUCACGACUUUAAUCAGGACGUCAUAAUACGUCACCAGUCAGUAAAUAUAUUAACAACAGAAUUUACCAGUAAUCAUUGACACGUUUAGCUGUUAAUGAACAUGUAGUUAACGUUUAUACUCUAUAAAUAGCAUUGUGAUAUAAAUUACAUAAAGCGGUGGACCUGAUACCAUCCUGCACAGAUAAUACUGAAAAGUGAUGUUACCGGCAGAUUGAAAAUGGCGCUGUUGAUAAUAGCUCUCCAACCAAGGGCCUACACUGUUACGAAUUAUUUUACUAUUUAGAUUUGUAUUUUUAUUUUUAUAGUAUAAUUUAGCUAUCACUGAAAACUUAUUUUAAUUCUUCGUAGGCAAAACAAAGAAAAUCGCAAAUUAAUUCUGCGGUGUUUUAUCGGACAGUAUUAUAACACCAGUUUAUGAGCCACAACUUAUUUAUCCAUCUUCCUUGAAAAAAAUACUUGCACCACCCAUAUAACAAUACUAAAUACGCCAAUUAAAAAUGUAUCUAUGAAUUAGACCUAAUCAUCACGAAUAUAGAAUAUAUUAAAAAAAACUUGUGUCAGAUAUGCAGAAACGGAAAAUUACGUUCCCAUUUCCAUCCCAAAUAAAUAUUUCCAUGUUAUACUAACUUUGACUCAAAUCGUUAUCGAACCUGCGGUCACCGCAGCCAGCUCAGCAUGGACUAUAACACCAAAACUGUAUAUUCGAUUUUAUAAGACUUCUAUCUUAUCACAUCAUUUCCUACAUAAUUAUACAGUACAUCCUUUGACCUUUCACUUUCUGUCAUGCAUUUCUUUCGUGCCUAAUAUUAUGUUCUUGUAUUAAAUUCUGUCCGAAAUCACAAUGUGUUCUCCAAGCUUACCACACAUUAUUGCUCAGUAGAUACGAUGAGUGUCUUUGAAUUAAGUACGCAAAUAAAAUGUGUAUCGAAAUCUUAUUUUAUUUAUAAAUCUUGUCUUUUACUCUUUAAAAUAUUUUUUUAUACUUUAAUCUGAAUUUAACCUGUAAAAAUACAAUUUUAUUUUACACAUUUAUAUUUUUACUGAAAGUUUAAAUUAACGGUUUUUCACUUACAAAUUAUUAACAAUGUCUACAUUUGCACUUUGCCGGUGACAUAGAAAGAUAUAUGAAGCUAAUACUCCUUGUAGAAAAAAAUAGAUAAAAUGUAUUAGGUAGAGAUUAAAUUCAUGUCAGGCAACUUUGGGGGACGAGACCCCCCUAUAAAGUCUCCAAUUGUGAAUUUGUGAUCAACUCGGCUUCCAAAUCCGGAUCUGUACUAAUUAUAAAAUUAUGUGUUCCUAAUUUUUUAUGUAUUUGCCCGAAAGUAUCUAGAGAAAGAAAACAUAGAAACUUAUUUAUUAUUUUAACAUAAUUAUCUCACCCAAAAUGACAUAUUACAAAAAUUGUGCAUUUACAUAAUUAGUUAUUUAUAUGUACCUAAUAAUAAAAUUUUAUUAAACAA